GACCUCCACUCGCCCGCGGCCUGCGAGCACCCGCCCCUCGCGGGGGCCGGGCUGCGGGUCCGGGGGCGGGUGGUGUCGCCCCGGCCGAACCCCGGCCCCCUCCCCCACAGUCCCGACACUCGCCGCCGCCAUUUUGACCGCCCGCCCCUUCCCUCAGGACUGUACUCAAGCGACAGGCGCUGCGCGGGCCCGGCCGCCCGCCCCGGCGCGCCCAGCUUGCCGGGCGCUGCCCCGGUUACCUCGGCUUCUCCGCACUUGUGUCCGCGGAAGGCUUUGAGGAGGGCGGACCUCCAGGGCAGCGAUUGGACGGCGCUGGGAGCUUCCAGCAUGCUAUUGGCUACCAUCCACGCUUUUCAGUACCCUCUCGACUUCACCGAGCUCCGAUUCCUCAGUUCGGACGUCCGUCAGAGAAAGCUAAACCCUAAAAGGCAAGCGAAGCCCGUCACUCGCGCGAGGAAGCAGCCCUGAGAAUUACAAGGGGGUGGGAUGCUGCUCCAAAAUCGGCUCUCUGGUUGGACUAACGAGAGAUCAAUCUCGUCCAAAAGUUUGUCGCGCUCUCUUGCACAGGUCCACGGGGCGUCGGGAAUUGUAGUUCGGUCCUACGUACCGGUGAAAACCUCAAGACUUCCUCCUUGCUGGGCCACUCUCUUGCCUCUGGCGCUCAUGUCCCCUAAGGAACGCAGCGACUCAGUGCUGCCCUUCUGUGACGUCAGCGGCAGAGGCCGCACUCGGAAUUCGAUGACUUCACAGGCGCGUUCUCUUGGUCCAAGAGGGUUGAGAGGAAUCGGCUGGUACGAUUCUAGUCGGAGCCCCGGAAAGGUCACAGCCUGGCCGCGCCGCUAUCUCGGCCACUCAGGCAGUGAAAAGGUCUCUGGCAAGCAGACAUUUAAUGAGAGGACGAUAAGCAAAGGUCAGCGGCGUUUAUCCCCAGAGCUCCCCGCCGCUCCGGGCCUCAGUUUCCCCAAGAGAUAGGUCAGCUGCUGCCGGAGAAGGUGAAACAGAAAUAGCCCCGAUGGGAGUGAGUGCUUCGAGCUCAGAAAUUAAUCAUCAAGAUAAUAUUCUAAAGCAGUUUUUUAAAAAUAUCAAUUAAUGGGAAAAAGAAGACGCACGGAGAACCAAAUGUCAAAAGUUAAAUGCAGUCAUUCUACUGGCACCUAGGUUAGGGGAAAGUGGCUCUUGUGUUCAAAUAUUUUUGUUUAUUGAGUCAGGAUUCUUUUCUAAAUGAGAUUCUAACUGCUUUUUCCACUAGGGAAUAUAAAUAACUGCGAGAGAGAUGAUGAAUAUGUUAAUUAGUUCCUUUAUAGUAACCACUUUCGCUUUACCAAUUGUUUAAUAGCCUAUUGUCUUCUUCAAAAAUGUCCAAGAUGGAUAGAGUGGCCCUGUAGACACAGCUGCUUUGCAGGCUGAGGCAGAUAGAUUGCUUAGAACUGAGCUAUAGAGCAAGUCCCAGCUCAAAACGAUGUGGGUUUUUUUUGUUUUGUUUUUUUUUUUUUUUUUUGGUUUUGUUUUUUGGGUUUUUUUGAGACAAAGUUUUAGAGGCAGGGUUGGUUCCAAACCACCUCUGAAGUUGAUGGUGACCACCUCCUAGCACUGAGAUUACAGGGGUGUACCACCACACCUUAAGUUUUGCCACCCCAAAACCUAUAGAGUUGGGGAUGGAGAAAGGCUCAAAGCUUGGAGCCUUCAUUCCAGCUCUGCUGAGUUAUAUGGACAAAGUGACUCCACCUUCUGAGCCCAUUCCCCAUACUUCUAAUAUGCAAAAUCCAGAAUUAUACAUGUAGAAACAGACAAGUGUCUACCUUUGUCUUACCUAUAAUAUCAGAACCUCAAUAAACAGAGUCAUGCUUUAGACGGGCCCUGUAGUUGCUCUAACUGUGGAAAAGAGAGAAGGGAGAAAGAGGCUUCUGUGACCAUUAUUUUCUGAGGAGAGGCCCUCAAAAUGAGGGGCAUGGGACAUGCACCACAAAACCUAGUAGAAGGAAGGCCUGGACCACUCUGCAGCCCAAGGCAGGAAGAUGGAACAUUUGAGGCCAGCCUAUGCAGCCUUGUGAGAGCUGUUAACAUAAAAGUAAGAGGUUGAGAAAUAAUCUCAAAUAGUUAAGAGCACUAGUUUCCAGAAUCCACAAGGCAAUUUGGGCUCACAACCACCUGUAACUCCAGUUUCAGGGAAUCUGACACCCUCUUCUGGCUUCUGAGGACACCAGAUACAGACAUGUUGCACAGAUAUACAUGCAGGCAAAAUACCAGUACACGUAAAAAAAAAAUGUAAUUGUUCUUAAGAUGCUUUUAAAAGUUAAAAAAAAAAAGUGAAAACAUAUGUAGCUCACCAACAGAGCACCUGCCUGAAGUCUACCAUACAGGCUCUAUCUGUGGCCCAGCUGUAGGACAGUCUCAGAAUACCCCACCGAGGGGUUGGACAUGUAGAAGGCAUAAUUGAGACCAGAAGUUCCAUCUCCACACCACAAAACAAGAUGAGACAGGGAAUUGCAGAAACAAAAGAGGGUGCCCACAUCUGGUGGAUGCACCUGGUUACCCGGCAAUUCUACAGAGAUGCAACAUCCCAAGCAACUAAAGCAUUCUUCCUGGUGACAGAUGAACACAUACGUGGUGGCUCCAAGGAAUAGGGUUGCCCCACCUGCACCUGGAGAUGCAGCACCCAGCUGUGAGUGUCCCUGGUCAGGCUUCCCAUGUCACAAGUGUGAGCUUCAGCAGAAGGAAACACAGCUGUUCCCAGUCCCAAGAACCCCACAAGCACUGAAAGACAUUCAGGCCAGAGGGCACAGAAGCACACCUCAGCUGGCAGGGGAGCUUCACUCAUACCCCAUUGCCACUUCUGUGAAGACUUGAGUUUCCAGAUUACAGGAAGAAUGCUUGUGCGAAGGGACCUAGAAGACUUGGUUGUACUUCCCAUCAUUCCCCAGCUCCCAGAAGACCCUGAACUCUGAAACAGGCAGAAUCAAGGCCAGAAAGAAUUUCUUCAACUGAAAAAGGAAGUUCACAGUGGCUUUCUGGUGACACACCCGGCCAGAACAUGGGCCUGGUUCUAGCCUCUCGCCCACACAGCUGGUGCACCAGUUCACAGGAAGUGGAGGGGGUGGGGACACAAAUUAGAGAGUGACAAGAAGGCAUUGGGCUGGAGCUUGACUCGGUGGUAGAGAGCUUGCCUGGCAUGCUCAAGGCCUGGAUUUAUCUCCAACAUGAAAAAAAGGGGUGUGAGGGAAGUCUCAGUGGGUAAAUCCCUUGCCUUGCGAAUAAGCGGAUCUGAAUGUGAUGUCAGUCCCGGAAAAGUGAAGAGAGGAGGGUUCUUAAGGCUUGAUGGCCAGCUCACCAAGUCAGUGAGCUCCACGCCACUGAAAAGCAUGCGUGGGGACUGACAGCCAGUGGUGCCCUCCGCCCUCCAUUUGAACACCCACACAUACUCCUGCGCCUGAAUGCUGUUGGGUAGCAGAUUACAACCUUGCAUCUUGGAAGAAAGUUUUUUAAAGCACAGAAUGUUAAAAGAGAGAUUAAUCAAUAAAGUGUU
This is a messenger RNA of Mus caroli (Ryukyu mouse), 3523 nucleotides long. Lineage: Eukaryota; Metazoa; Chordata; Mammalia; Rodentia; Muridae. The record is from RefSeq and is a predicted model, not a curated record.